This is a messenger RNA of Vitis vinifera (wine grape), 2034 nucleotides long. Its product is annotated as NEDD8-activating enzyme E1 regulatory subunit AXR1. The record is from RefSeq and is a predicted model, not a curated record. Bases 97 to 1668 code for a protein of 523 amino acids. Gene Ontology annotation, cellular component: cytoplasm. Gene Ontology annotation, biological process: protein neddylation. Gene Ontology annotation, molecular function: NEDD8 activating enzyme activity. Lineage: Eukaryota; Viridiplantae; Streptophyta; Magnoliopsida; Vitales; Vitaceae. The transcript has 15 exons.
GGCAAAAUACAUCACUUCCCCAAAAUCACACUCAGCGUAGCAAACAAGCGAACCAGAGAAGAGAAGGAAGCCAUUUUUCUCUGCACACAAACAAAAAUGGCGGAACCCAAAACGAAAUAUGAUCGUCAGCUCAGAAUAUGGGGUGAGCAAGGACAAGAAGCCCUCGAGAAAGCCUCUAUAUGUUUACUUAAUUGUGGUCCUACCGGUUCUGAAACAUUGAAAAAUCUUGUUCUUGGUGGGAUUGGAAGUAUCACAGUAAUUGAUGGAUCUAAAGUUGAACUUGGCGACCUUGGAAACAACUUUAUGGUGGAUGAAUCAAGCAUUGGGCAAUCAAAGGCAAAAUGUGUCUGUGCAUCUCUUCAAGAGCUAAAUGAUGCUGUUAAGGCCAAGUUUAUAGAAGAGUAUCCAGAGGCAUUAAUUGAGACAAACCCAUCAUUCUUUUCUCAGUUUACCUUGGUAAUAGCCACUCAGCUAGUGGAAGAUUCAAUGAUAAAACUUGAUAGAAUCUGCAGGGAGGCAAAUGUUAUGUUGAUAUUUGCACGCUCCUAUGGCCUUACUGGUUUUGUUCGCAUCAGUUUGAAGGAACAUGCUGUGAUCGAGUCAAAGCCUGAUCAUUUCUUAGAUGAUCUCCGGUUAAAUAACCCAUGGCCUGAGCUCAGAGGGUUUGCAGAGACCAUCGAUUUAAAUGUGUCAGAUCCUGUUGUCCAUAAGCACACACCAUAUGUUGUUAUUCUUGUCAAGAUGGCUGAGCAGUGGACCAAAAGUCAUGAUGGCAAGCUUCCUUCAACCAGGGAAGAGAAAAAGGAAUUCAAGGACCUUCUCAAAUCCAAGAUGAUUGCAAUGGAUGAAGAUAACUAUAAAGAAGCUAUUGAGGCCUCAUUCAAAGUUUUUGCCCCUCGUGGAAUUAGUUCAAAUCUGCAACAGAUAAUCGAUGAUAGCCGUGCUGAUGUUGAUUCUAGCUCUUCAAAUUUUUGGGUGAUGGUGGCAUCUUUAAAGGAAUUCAUUGCGAAUGAAGGUGGCGGGGAGGCACCCCUUGAAGGAUCAAUACCAGAUAUGACAUCUUCAACCGAGCAUUAUGUAAACUUGCAGAAAAUCUACCAAGCUAAGGCUGAGGCUGAUUUUCUUGUUAUUGAGCAACGGGUUAGAAAUAUACUGAAGAAAAUUGGGAGAGAUCCAGAUAGCAUCUCAAAGGCAAACAUAAAGAGCUUCAGUAAAAAUGCAAGAAAACUAACGGUAUGCCGGUAUCGGCUCCUUGAGGAAGAGUUCAAUUCUCCAAUCCAACCAGAGUUGCAAAAGUAUUUGACAGAUGAGGAUUACAGUGUUGCUGUGGGGUUUUAUAUUCUGCUUCGAGCUGUCGACAGGUUUGCUGCUAACUAUAACAGUUUCCCUGGGCAAUUUGAUGGUGGGAUGGAUGAGGACAUAUCGAGAUUGAAGACUACAGCUGUUAGUCUACUUAGUGAUUUAGGUUGCAAUGGCUCCACCUUGACAGAGGACCUUAUCAAUGAAAUGUGCAGAUUUGGUGCUGCAGAGCUCCAUGCAGUUGCUGCCUUCAUCGGGGGAAUUGCAUCUCAGGAAGUGAUCAAGCUCAUUACAAAACAAUUUGUCCCCAUGUCUGGGACUUUUAUCUUCAAUGGCAUCGAUCACAAGUCUCAGUUGUUGUCACUAUAAUGGGGUUUAAAGCUGGAAGUGCUUCAAAAGCGGUUGUUUUAAGAGUCGUGAUGGCAUGAUGUUACUGGCACAGCUUUGUGAACGGCAGCAUUCUCUACAUCAAUGAGAGGUGGUCUACGCCCAGGUAGUCUGGUAGAGCUCCUGUGAUAUCUACCUUAUUGUACCUGUUCCUUUGAUAAAAGAAAGGAAAAACAUGGAAAAAGAAACCAAUGAGAGUGGGAGAAAAGAAACGAUCCAUGCUGUUUUUAGACAGAUCUAAUCUUCUAGUGAUCUCCAGAAAGAGAAAAACAAUGAAUUGGUUUCACAUUUUUCUGCUGAGGAUAUAAAGCAGUUACAUACAACUAUUCCGACCCCUUUUUUAGCUUC